Messenger RNA from Aspergillus fischeri NRRL 181, 1821 nucleotides. Its product is annotated as FAD binding domain protein. The coding region runs from base 1 to 1821 and encodes 606 amino acids. The record is from RefSeq and is a predicted model, not a curated record. Gene Ontology annotation, molecular function: FAD binding. NCBI's taxonomy places the organism in Eukaryota, Fungi, Ascomycota, Eurotiomycetes, Eurotiales, Aspergillaceae. The transcript is spliced from 6 exons.
AUGGCGCACUCUCCCCCCAAUGCCUCCACGACUGUAGUGGUCGUGGGCGCUGGUCCAUCCGGACUGAUGCUGGCGUGCAAUUUGGUCCGCCACGGAAUUCCCGUCGUGAUCCUCGAUGACCGACCGGACAAGACAUCAACCGGCAAGGCGGAUGGCAUGCAGCCCAAGACCAUCGAGACCUUCAGACAGCUCCGGCUCGCAGAUUCUCUCCUCCGGAAUGGUGUUAGAGUGUAUGAUAUCUCGUUCUGGGAAUCCACUGAGAACACGCCGCUGCACCGAAAGGGUCGUCAGAUACACUACCCAGAUCAUCUGGUGGGAGCGGCAGAUCCAUACAUUCUUCUGGCGCAUCAAGGAAUGAUAGAAGGAGUGCUCAUUGAGGAUAUUGAAGCACGCGGAGUGCCGGUUACUCGCAACAGUCGCUUUAUAGCUUGUUCGCGUAGCCCAGACCGGAAACAGUUGAUCGUUACUUACGAAGAUCUAUCUACAGAAACGAAAAGGACGAUUCGCGCGGAAUAUCUGGUCGGAUGUGACGGCGCUCGUUCCAAAGUACGGGAUUUCAUUCCUGACGCGAAGCUUGAAGGACAAAUGACGAACGCUUCCUGGGGGGUGUUGGAUGGGGUCAUUGAUACCAAUUUUCCGGACCUCUGGAGCAAAGUGGCUGUUCGAUCACAUUCAGUAGGGUCUAUUCUGUGGAUUCCUCGCGAGCGCAAUAUGACGCGGUUGUACGUUGAAUUGAGCUCCACGGAAGGAGAACGAGUGGACAAGGCCAAAGCAACACCGGAAUAUGUCAUGGCACUGGCCAGGAAGGCCAUGGCGCCGUUCAGGCUGGAGUGGAAGUCAAUCGAAUGGUUCGGGAAUUACGUGGUUGGGCAACGAGUUGCCAGUCACUUCAACGACAAGGAGAUGCAAAUCUUCAUUGCUGGUGAUGCUGGACACUGCCACUCUGCGCUGGCCGCCCAAGGAGCCAAUACCAGUAUGCACGACAGCUUCAAUCUCGCUUGGAAGCUCAAUCUGGUUUGUCGAGGACUGGCCAAGAGGUCCCUGCUAGCCACAUAUGAAGAUGAGCGCCGUAAGAUCGCUAUGGAUUUGAUUCGGUUCGAUGCAGAGCACUGCAGCGCCUUUGAGCAAGGCGAGGCCGCGCUGGCCACGAAUUUCGAUGACAAUAUCCGCUUCAUAUCGGGGAUUGGCGCAGAGUAUUCAAAGGGCCUGUUGACAAAGAUUCAAUCUGAUCCAGUCACUGGGGGAGCGCUCCGCCCUGGGGCGCUGCUGGUACCGGCAAGAGUGACUCGAUAUAUCGAUGCGAAUCCGGUCGAUAUCCAGCUGGAUAUUCCGAUAUUGGGGCAAUUCCGAAUAUACCUAUUAGUUCCAGACGUACUGUUCAUGCAGAACUUCCUUGAUACAUUUUGUGCCAGACUGAAGAAACCCAAGUCAGUAUUGGGUCGGGUUUCUGCUCGAGCACAGCAGUCGUAUAACGAGAAACCGCGAGGGAAGGCAGCGUCUGAUGAAUAUGUUCAGCCACAAAGAUAUACAACUGUUUCCCACCUCUUCACACUGUCUCUUGUAACCAAGUCAUCGAGAUCGGAGUUUGAGAUCAGUGAUUUGCCGGAUGUCCUGCAACAAAGCCGAUGGACGUUAUAUCUGGACAAUGCGGAUGAGAAGCCCUGUACGGACAAAUGGCUGGGAAAGUUAGAUAGUGAUCAAGCCGCCGUCAUCAAUGUCCGACCGGACGGCUACGUGGGAUCUCUGAGUUUAUGGAGGGAAAAGGAAGGAGACAAAGCUGCCGACUGGGUAGAGGAGUAUUAUGGCUCAUUCCUGAUAUAG